This is a messenger RNA of Poeciliopsis prolifica (blackstripe livebearer), 1813 nucleotides long. RefSeq names its product carboxypeptidase A6 (gene cpa6). Gene Ontology annotation, molecular function: metallocarboxypeptidase activity; zinc ion binding. Lineage: Eukaryota; Metazoa; Chordata; Actinopteri; Cyprinodontiformes; Poeciliidae. Gene Ontology annotation, biological process: proteolysis. Bases 215 to 1558 code for a protein of 447 amino acids. The transcript is spliced from 11 exons. The record is from RefSeq and is a predicted model, not a curated record.
CGCUACCUCUGUUGUUGAUCCCCCUCCACAGCUUCAGUGGAGGUGGAAUUUCCAUACAACCAUCUGAGCGCAGGACAGCCCGCGAGUGCAACCCGACACUUCUGCAGCCAGCCUGCCGACGGCGGGGACUGAACCCGGGAGUCCUGGAAGCGUCUCUUUGUGACUGACCUGCGUCCCGCAAAGUGUCCCCGGUCUCUGACCCUGCUCCCCUGUGAUGGACCUGGAGCAUAAAAGGACAUUUGGCGUCUCGGUUUUACUGGCCUGUGUGAUAAUCUGCAGUAAUGUGCCACAUCCCGUCGGCGCGUAUCAGUACAACAACCGCUACGCAGGCGACCAGGUCUUCAGGAUUACCCUGACUAACGACACAGAGGUACAAGCCCUCAAGAAAAUCUUGGGACUGAUUAAGGUGGACUUGUGGCAACCGAACAGUGCUUCUCUAAUCCAUCGCAAUGCCACAGUGGAUGUUCAUGUGAAGCAAAAUGACACACAUCAUCUGCGUGCUCGGCUAAAGCUGGAAAGAAUCAAGUAUCGGAUGCUCAUCUCCGAUCUGCAGAAAGAAAUUGAAAAGCAGACAGGAUAUCGCUCCUCCCGUAAGCGGAGGUCAGAGUCUCAGUACGACUACGAGGUUUACCACUCGCUGGAGGAGAUUCAGAACUGGAUGUUUGAAAUGAACAGAAGUCGCCCUGAGCUGGUUUCUAUGUUGUCUCUGGGGAAGUCAUAUGAGGGGAGACCGCUUUUUGUGCUUCAGCUAGGAAAGAAAAGCCGUCUGCAAAAGAAAUCCGUGUGGAUUGACUGCGGCGUUCACGCCAGAGAGUGGAUUGGACCUGCUUUCUGCCAGUGGUUUGUCAAAGAGGCACUGAGCUCAUACAAGUAUGAUUCUGUGAUGACACGACUACUCAACCAUCUUGAUUUCUUCAUCAUGCCCGUCUUCAAUGUGGAUGGGUAUCACUUCAGCUGGAACACGGAUCGGUUCUGGAGGAAGACGCGUUCCAAAAAUCACAAGUUCCUCUGCAGGGGUGUGGAUGCCAACAGAAACUGGAAGGUGAAAUGGUGCAGUGAGGGCGCUUCCUCCCAUCCGUGUGAUGACACCUACUGUGGCCCUUUCCCCGAAUCUGAACCUGAAGUCAAAGCAGUUGCCAAGUUUCUACGGAAGCACAAGAAACGCAUAAAGGCGUACAUCUCCAUCCACGCCUAUGCGCAGAUGCUCCUUUAUCCGUACUCCUACAAAUAUGCCCCAAUUCCCAACUUUAACUGUGUGGAGUCAGCAGCUCAGAAUGCAGUGACAGCACUAUAUUCUGCAUAUGGAGUGAGGUACAGAUAUGGACCUGCUGCCACAACAUUAUAUAUUAGCUCUGGCAGCUCUAUUGACUAUGCCUACAGGAAUGGGAUUCCCUAUGCUUUUGCAUUUGAACUGAGGGAUACGGGUCAUUUUGGUUUCCUCCUGCCAGAAUCAUUGAUCAAACCCACCUGCACUGAGACCUUGAAAGCUGUGAAAGUCAUUGCAUCGGGUCUGCUGAAGAAGUGCAACACAGACAAGAACAAAUUUUCAUAUAUAUGAUUAUUGUAAAAUUUUCUACCACAAGUUAUUGGAGAUCUCAAAGACAUGAUACAAGUUUAUAUCAUCGAUUUGUUUUUAUUAUUUUUACAUUUAAGAAAUGAUUGUGGUGGCCUUAGAGUCCCUGCAUAUAAAGUUAUUUUUCUCAGUAAAAUAGUAGGGAUGUGAGCACUUGACGAGCUGUGGUGGCACUUUAAGAAUAAAAUAAUAAGCAAUCUUUUAUAUUAAAAAAAAUAAACAACUUGUUUAAUAAUUCUA